AUGGCUAAGUAUAAAGGAACCACGACGGAGAAAGAAAGUUCGACUUCGACUCGAUACCGGCCUUAUAUCACACACAACAUAUCUCAUGGUGCCUCUCGAUUGAACAGAGUCAAAAGAACCUCCGUGCUCUGUGUGCCGAAAGGAGACGGGAUCCUGAGUUCUCCAGUUGAUGAAGAUCGCAUGAACAGAAUAUGUCCUCCCUGGCGCCAUUUCGAACUCCUGGGCGGACGCAAAAGGAUGGCCAACGACACCAAUGGUAUUGACUUCAGGAAUGAGAGAGCUAAGGACGCUCUCCGAAUAGUCUUGGAUAUUGUCCACGGCAAAGAGGUGAUGAACUAUGAAGAGUUCAGCCCUCGCCUUCUAUUCUACAUUCUCGAAGUUCAUGCCUGGUUGGGACAUCCGAAAGUCACUUACAGCAGCUAUAUGGAUCCAACAAUGGUCGGAACUCAAGGAGCACCAUCCUCUCCGUUCUUCGACAAGGUAGCCAUCUCAAGGGGUAUCUUUGGCAUGGCAAGAAAGGCUAAGUACUUGUACCGGGUGAAAGAAUGGCUCCUUCUGACUCCCGUAGCCGAAAAGCUAAGACUUCAAGACAUUACGCAGUUGAUCCUCGACAACUUAUGCCUUUUCUGCAGAGCCGAUAUGAGAGAGUUGCCCGAAGAGGUAAGGGAUUGCAUCGAGGAUAGGGACUGGGCCAGGAUACAGGACCUCGGACUUAUUGACAAUACAUUGCUGGACAAGCGUGAGUUUUAUGUCGACAAAAUCAUCAAGGGGCUACGUCUUCUUUCCCACCAAGUCCUCUACAUGGAGGGAGGCAUUCUUCCCACCGGAAAUAUCUUCCAUACCUAUCAAGACUAUAAAGUUGCCGCAUGUUCCUAUUGUCGAUCCCUUUCUUGUGACGAAUUUCAACGGGAACUCAUCUCAGCGCGGUUAUGGCCGCUGCGCGCUGAGACUUACCAAGAGCGCAUCAUCGAUCUACUUCACGCAAUCAGAAAUAUGGAAGAAAGGACUCUUGUUGGGAGAAACUGCAACCAGUUAACCCAUCUUUACGAUCACCUCCGAAAGAUGUGUACCGAACCGGAGCGUUAG
Molecule: messenger RNA, 1086 nt
Organism: Fusarium tjaetaba
Lineage: Eukaryota; Fungi; Ascomycota; Sordariomycetes; Hypocreales; Nectriaceae
Exons: 2
Coding region: 1-1086 (361 amino acids)
Source: RefSeq, a predicted model, not a curated record